GAUUUUAAUAUAUUCAUUAUUCUGUGUCACCAAUAUUUACUAUUUAGUUAUCUAUAGUCUAUAGAUCGGUCAUCGGGUAUCUACUGAAAAAUGUAUGUCCGGUGAAUGCUGACGUGUUUGUACUGGUGUUCUCGAAAUUAAUAUUAAAUUUCAUAAACAGUAAUUAAUUUACCCAUUACUAACCUAACCUACUUACAAAAAAACCUUUCAAAACCAUGUCGUCUAGCGACUGGAACGAAGUGAAGUUGUUGGCUGCAGACUUUCAACGGAUACAAUUAACUACUUCAUCACAAAGGUUGGGGGAACGAAAUUGUGUUGAAAUAGUCUCCAAACUCAUUAGUUCCAACCAGUUGGACGUUGUGUUUACAACGGAUGGAAAAGAAUACGUGACACCAGCACACUUGACUAAAGAGCUCCAAGACGAAACCUAUGUUCAAGGAGGUCGUAUAAAUAUAUUAGAUGCUGCAAGAGCUUUGAAAGUGGAUCCUGAUGUUGCAGCUAAUUUGUGUGAAAAAUUGGCUCAGAAUGAGCCGGACGAGUAUUGCGUUAUCCACGGACAAUUAAUUGGAUCAAACUAUUUGGAUCAGAUUGCCGAAGAUGUUGUAGAAAAAUUAGAGCAGUUGGGCCAUAUUAAUUCGUUAAAGUUAUCCCAGCAAUAUGAUUUACCUGUAGACAUUAUUGAUAUGAUGCUUGAAAAACAUACCAAAAAAUUAACUUUCAACCUUCAUAGAAAUAAAAAUAAUCCAUAUGUAUACUAUACAGAUUUGUAUUUUAAUUCUAUUAAAAGAAUAGUUAAAGGCGCUGUAUUAGCCGUAACUCGACCUGUAUUGUGUACAGCAAUAAUAAAUCAAUGUUCUAUUGAUGAAAAAGAAUUUUUUAGCGUCUUGGAAAAUUUAUUGUCUGGAAAACAAGUGGCGGGUACAUUGACUGAUCGAAUCGGAAACACGUGUACAUAUGUACCAAACAUUUACAUAAAAACUCUAAAUGAUUGGGUUAUGAAUUUUUAUUCAAACAAUAACUACCUUGAUUAUGCUGCAAUGAAUAGUGUUGGAAUAACUGAUGCACAGUCAUAUAUAUCACGUUUACCACUGGCAAAGGAACUGCUUGUACUCACCACAUGUUCUGUUGGUCCUAAAAUUCUAAACGAUGUCUCUGCAGCUAUUGAAGAUGCUAUUGCUAGUGGCACAUGGAUUGAUAUCUUGGAUUUUGUACCUGUGACCAUUGACAUUAAAGAUGGGGUACUUAUCUUAGAAUAUCUGUUAAAAAAAGAUAAACUAUUAAAAGGUUACCAAAUUUUUAAUGAAACUGUUCUCGUAACUGAUCAAUUUAUUGAAAAGCUGUCUGAGCACAUUCUUAGCGCAACAGAUAGCAAAAUUAAACAGAUUGUUGAAUCUGGGGAUUAUGCCAAUGCUCUUGUGCAAUGGAAAAUUCAACAAAAAAUGGCAGAGGACAAAAAUCCAGAACUUAGUCGUAAAGAAGAGCGCAAAAAAAAGUCUGGAGGAAAACAUGGUGGAGGAACGCAAGGACGAGAAACUAAGAUUAAGGCAGUAAAAAAAAAAUAUGGUCAAAAAUCUAAACACCAUGAUUCUGACUCUGAUGAUCAUGACAAUAAAGCAAGCAUUAACGAUCAGUUUAUGAUUGAAAUCGUUAGUUUAGAUGAAAUAAGAGAAUAUUUAGAGAAUGAAGAAACAUUUAAAGAUGUCGAUGGGGAUAAAGACUUAUUAAUUGAUAAACUCAUCACUUAUCUCUACCCAAUUUUGAAUAAGGAGUCUUUAAGACAGGCACAAGCUACAUACGAUCAAGUAAUGGCCAAUCGAACGGGUGAUAGACGUAAAGUACACCAGGAAUUCCGAGACAAGAUCUUAUUGCUGAUUGCAGAUUUUCAUCAGUACGUUAAAGGUAUUCAGAAGUUUGAGAGUUCAGAUGUCCAAACCCAACUUACAACAUAUUUGUUAAAGUCAACUGGAGGAGAAAUGGUUGAAAGUGUUAAAAAAUAUAUAGCGCAAAACAGAGAAAACAAUUUGGAGUCAAAAUCUAAUCAAUAUGAUGACAGUCAAAUUCAAAAUGCUGUUGAAAAGUUACAAAAAUCGUUAAUGUCAAAAACCACAGACGAUUUUUAUGAUGCGGUAGACCAAUUGUUAUCUGCUGUAGAUAUAGUACAAAAGAAAAAUGAUCGCAAAAAGGAGAGAGAACAUGUACAAAAUAAUCGACAACUGCUAUUGAAAUCGUUAUCCGAUGUUAAAGAUGAUCCUGCUGAAGUAUUGCUUAUUUGUACCCAAAUUCUUUUUCAAACAGUUUCUCAAAAUAUGAUCAAAGUGUCUGGUAAAUUUGUAUCAUCUGUUUUGGGAUUUUUACAAAAAUAUCUUAACGAAAAUGAUUUUACACUUUUACAAAACUACCAUGAUCUCGUUGUUCAGUUAUUAAAAACUGAAAACCCAGAAGAUAAAGAAAGAAUUAACUCCCAAUUAAAAGAUACCACCAGUGCAGUAAAAGACCUUGUAAUUAAUUUCAAAAAAGUUAAAACCGAACAUUAAUAAUUAUUUGUCAAUAAUUCUUCGAAUAAAAUAAUUUUUGUUUGUCUAAUAAAUCAUGUUUUUUUUUGUCAAUGUAUGUGUGUGUAUACAAAAUAAUUCAGCACUGUAUAUGUU
Adelges cooleyi (spruce gall adelgid) is the source of this 2648-nucleotide messenger RNA. RefSeq names its product E3 UFM1-protein ligase 1 homolog (gene Ufl1). Lineage: Eukaryota; Metazoa; Arthropoda; Insecta; Hemiptera; Adelgidae. The coding region runs from base 216 to 2534 and encodes 772 amino acids. The transcript is spliced from 13 exons. Gene Ontology annotation, molecular function: UFM1 ligase activity. Gene Ontology annotation, biological process: response to endoplasmic reticulum stress; regulation of proteasomal ubiquitin-dependent protein catabolic process; protein K69-linked ufmylation. Gene Ontology annotation, cellular component: endoplasmic reticulum membrane. The record is from RefSeq and is a predicted model, not a curated record.